AUGCUUCCCAAUGAUCAGGUGGCAAGCGAUGGGUACACGGCCAGGGCGCUUCACAUGAAACGGCUGGGUGGCAACACCAAAAGCAAAAUCUUCAAUGAUUUGUUGAGCAAGAUCUUGGCCAGACACGCUGACAAUCGUGUCAACCCAACGAUUCUGAUCCCUUAUCACUCCGUACAAAGCACUGGAGAAAGGCUCCUGUUUGUUCCGGCACAUCUUCAAGGUCUUUCUUGGUGUCACCUGUUGGCAACCCAGCAGCCACCCAAUCAUCCCAAGCUGUAUCGCUGUCCCCCGGUGGCCAGUAGUAAAACUUAA
This is a messenger RNA of Seminavis robusta, 312 nucleotides long. NCBI's taxonomy places the organism in Eukaryota, Bacillariophyta, Bacillariophyceae, Naviculales, Naviculaceae. The record is from the annotation of a GenBank genome assembly.